AAUCCAAGAGUUUGCACUUUACACUUUUAGUCGGCGGUUAGUGGCAUUUGGCGUCGUGUGCGGUGUGCGGCGCCGGUGAGUGUUGGUUAAAAUUUUCAACGGUGAGACGUUGCACGCCAGGAUGGGUCCCGUAUUUUGCAUCGUCUACGUCGCGCUGUUGUCCGCGUACACGAGCGCGAACGUGGACACGAGCACGCGGCGAACGAAAGGCGGUCAGGUGGUGCAUCUGAACGAGGAUAACUGGGAUCGCAUGCUCGUGGGAGAGUGGAUGGUUAAGUUUUAUGCACCGUGGUGUCCGGCUUGUAAAGCACUUGAACCAGUCUGGGAGGAUCUUGCAUUAUCCAAGAAGGAUCUAAAUAUCAAUGUUGGAAAGAUAGAUGUGACAGAUUCUCCAGGUCUUAGUGGCAGAUUUUUGGUUACAGCUUUGCCUACGAUAUAUCAUGUCAACAAUGGGAUAUUCAGACAGUAUAAGAGCCCGAGAGAUAAAGCCUCCUUGAUUGAAUUUGUAUCCAAAAAAACAUGGAUGAAAGUGGAUCCGAUAUCUAAUUGGAAAAGUCCAACUUCAUUCCACAUGUCAUUUUUAAGUCAAUUUUUCAAACUGGCCCAAAUGUUACGUAAUAUCCACAAUCAACUUUUGGAAGAUAUUGGAGUACCUGUAUGGGGUAGUUACUUGAUUUUUGCUGUUGCAACGGUUAUUUUGGGCACAAUAUUAGGAUUGCUCAUUGUGUGCGUGAUCGACUUCCUCUUUCCACAAAAACCGUCGCAGCAACAAGGCAAGAAGAAGAAGACCGGUGGCGCAACGGAUGGCGCUGGUCAGGAGAAAAAUUCAGACGAGGAUGAAAUUGCCGAAAAUAUCGGGGACGAUUUGAUAGACGAAGAGGAGUCUGAAAUGCCUCCAGAACUAGAACUGGAACAAGAGGAAUCCGAGGCGAAGGAAUCUGAAGCAAAGGGAUCUGAAACGAAGGAAGCUGAGGCGAAGGAAGUAGAAGCGAGUGAGAAAGAUAAAGAUACCAAGGCUGAUACCAGUAGUCCGAAUGUUCGCAAGCGUAAGCCACGUAAGGCUGAUUAGAUAUAUUAAAUUCGUUUAAAUGUAAAUAUUCAAACUUGAAUUAAUUGCGACUAACCCUUGGUGGUGUACUCCCAAAGUCAUUCCUGUGCAUUGUAAUGCGCCAAAUGCGACAUGAUACUGUCUCGCAUCUCAAAAUAUGGAUAAGUGAUGUGGAUCGUCCAAGAGAAUGAUUGAAAGAAGUAUAGGCGCCGCCUGCCGUCUCUUGGCUAUGUUUAAAAAUUUCAGUGAAUGAAAAUUUCAGAUUGUCAUUGCCUGUAAAACGUUUUCUUAUCUACAAAUACAUUUUGAAAAUAUGGAAAUGGGACACUUCAGGUAUUAUUCAGUAAAAUUUUACAGUAGAAUCUUGCAGGCGUUCCUGCUGUCGAAUGUUCUCAGGGUGCUUAAACCUCUCGUUGAAGCAAUGAGAAAAUAUAAACGUGUUAAAAGGACCCUAUCAAGAUCACGACAGAUACAUUUAACAGAGUAGCAAGUCGAUUAUACACGAUAGUUGAAAGUCUUCGAAAUGACUAAAAAAAACUUUUUUGAAGUUACGAAAUUUACUUUUAGUGUGUGUUUUCUACAAAAUAUUUGUAAACUUUUUUUUUUGAAAGAAUAGAUCUAAAAGAUACUUGAUAUUAUUUUUUAAAUUAUUUAUAUUUCAUAUAGUGAUGAAAGAAAGGCAGAAAUGUUGAAGUCAUAUGUAUGAUAGUAACAUCACAUUUAAGUCUCUAAUCUUUAGAAAUUGGGAAAAGAGCUGUAAUAGCAUUUAUUACCUUCUUUAAGGUUACACGUUGCAAGACCAUUUAUAAAUCUAUUAAUUAUAGUUGAUAUAUAAAAAUAUUACGAAAGUCUAUUUACAAUUUUUUUUUUUUCAAUCAUUUUUGAAUGAAAUAUUUUAAAAUAGUAAAAAAUGAAUUGAAACCUACUUAAGAGUAAUGAUUACUUUUAUAAGAUUUAUAUAUGCACACAUAUUUUUCAAAUAUAAAUAUAUAUAUAUAGGUAUAUAUAUAUAUAUAUUUAUAGUAUUUUGCAAUUAUAGUCAUUUAACAUAAUCACGCAUUUAUUUAUAUAAAAAGGAAAAUCAUAAGUCUUUUCACUAAUAGUCUAAUUGAGAUAUUAAUAUAUUAAUAGCUGAUGUUUAUUAUUGUCAGUUAUUAGGGAUUGUGGUCAUUGCAUGUAUAUUGUUUCUGGCAGCUUUUACACAAAAUAUUUUAUAUACUGAUUUUCUGUGAAUCUGAUUGCUCUUUCUCGCUCUCUUAAUAAAUUAUAGUAUAAUUAUUAAUGCUACUCAUGAAAAUUAAUUAAAUUAAUUUAAUUUGGAAAGUGAACAGUAUUAUCUUUCGCAAUAAAACUUAAAUUGCAUUUUUAUAAAGGCCUACUUUUAACUUGCUACGUUUGAGUUUAAUUUUGCUGACAUUUAUAUAAUGUAAAAAUAGAUUGAAUUAGAAAGAACAUGACUAUUUUAAAAAAAUUUCUUCCAUUUUAUUGCAAGCACAUGCUAUACGUAGAAUAUGAAUAAAUGAAACCUUUGUCUUUAAAAGAGCAUGAUUAUCCAAUAUUGUUUACAUUUUCAUUGUUUGUAUAUACAUAUAUUUGAAGAUGAUUUUCAGUGAAUUAUUUAUUUUUACUAUACUGCAAUGUCUUCCGCAUAUUAUUUUUAAUCAUAUAAUACAUCAGAUUAAAAUUUCCCUAAUAACAAUGACAUUACAUAUAUAAAUACAGAACUCUCGUUAUUUAAUAUUAU
Wasmannia auropunctata (little fire ant) is the source of this 2792-nucleotide messenger RNA. Its product is annotated as thioredoxin-related transmembrane protein 1-like. NCBI's taxonomy places the organism in Eukaryota, Metazoa, Arthropoda, Insecta, Hymenoptera, Formicidae. The transcript is spliced from 5 exons. The coding region runs from base 122 to 1069 and encodes 315 amino acids. The record is from RefSeq and is a predicted model, not a curated record.